AUGGGUGAAGCCGGGAAACGCGCCUGUUCUUUACUGCCAACAACAACACAAAACUCCCUCUUUCUCAACUUGGGACAGGCCCAUUACUCCGCUUCAUCCAGUGCCUCUUCAAAAGGAGCUUGCUUCCUCAUUUCCGGCCAAAGAAAAAAGGCGAAACAACACAACAACCUCCUCUCUCCACCCAACACGACCUACGGCCAGUGA
Messenger RNA from Chondrus crispus (carragheen), 204 nucleotides. RefSeq lists its product as hypothetical. The coding region runs from base 1 to 204 and encodes 67 amino acids. The transcript has a single exon. The record is from RefSeq and is a predicted model, not a curated record. Lineage: Eukaryota; Rhodophyta; Florideophyceae; Gigartinales; Gigartinaceae.